Messenger RNA from Xyrauchen texanus (razorback sucker), 4189 nucleotides. RefSeq names its product cytoplasmic FMR1-interacting protein 1 homolog. Lineage: Eukaryota; Metazoa; Chordata; Actinopteri; Cypriniformes; Catostomidae. Gene Ontology annotation, biological process: lamellipodium assembly; axon guidance; cell morphogenesis. The transcript has 28 exons. Gene Ontology annotation, cellular component: synapse; neuron projection; SCAR complex. The record is from RefSeq and is a predicted model, not a curated record. Gene Ontology annotation, molecular function: RNA 7-methylguanosine cap binding; small GTPase binding. The coding region runs from base 4 to 3552 and encodes 1182 amino acids.
GAAAUGUUAGAAGAAGGACAGGAGUAUGCUACGAUGCUUUAUACAUGGAGGAGCUGUUCAAGAGCCAUUCCUCAGGUGAAAUGUAAUGAACAGCCCAACAGAGUGGAGAUCUAUGAGAAGACUGUGGAGGUGCUAGAGCCUGAAGUCACCAAACUGAUGAACUUCAUGUAUUUUCAGCGGAAAGCAAUUGAUCGUUUCUGUGGGGAAGUACGUCGUCUUUGUCAUGCUGAGCGGAGGAAGGACUUUGUGUCUGAAGCUUAUCUGCUCACACUGGGGAAGUUCAUCAACAUGUUUGCCGUGCUGGAUGAAUUGAAGAACAUGAAGUGCAGUGUCAAAAAUGACCACUCUGCCUAUAAGAGAGCUGCCCAGUUCCUGAGGAAAAUGUCAGAACCGUCUUCCAUUCAGGAAUCUCAAAACUUAUCCAUGUUCCUGGCCAACCACAAUAAGAUCACUCAGUCCCUUCAGCAGCAGCUUGAGGUGAUUAAUGGGUUUGACGAGUUACUGGCAGACAUUGUUAACCUGUGUGUGGACUAUUACGAAAACAAGAUGUACCUCACCCCGAGCGAGAAACACUUGCUACUCAAAGUUAUGGGCUUUGGUCUCUAUCUGAUUGAUGGAACCAGCAGUAGCAUCUACAAACUGGAUGCCAAGAAGAGAAUCAACCUCACCAAGAUUGACAAGUUUUUCAAGCAAUUGCAGGUAGUACCUCUGUUUGGUGACAUGCAGAUUGAACUGGCCCGCUACAUCAAAACCAGUGCUCACUAUGAGGAAAACAAGUCCAGGUGGUCAUGCACAUCUGCAGGCAGUAGCCCACAGUAUAAUAUAUGCGAGCAGAUGAUUCAAAUCCGUGAAGACCACAUGCGCUUCAUUUCUGAGCUGGCUCGCUACAGCAACAAUGAGGUGGUGACGGGUUCAGGGCGUCAGGAUGCUCAAAAGACAGACUCGGAGUACAGGAAAUUGUUUGAUCUGGCUUUGCAGGGCCUGCAGCUGCUUUCUCAGUGGAGUGCUCAGGUCAUGGAAGUGUAUUCCUGGAAAUUGGUGCACCCCACCGACAAAUACUCCAACAAAGAUUGCCCCGACAAUGCCGAGGAGUAUGAACGUGCCACCAGAUACAACUACACCAGCGAGGAGAAGUUUGCAUUGGUGGAGGUCAUUGCCAUGAUCAAGGGCCUGCAGGUGCUGAUGGGCCGAAUGGAGAGUGUGUUCAACCAUGCCAUCCGUCACACUAUCUACUCUGCCUUGCAGGACUUCGCCCAGGUCACACUCAGAGAACCGCUACGCCAGGCUGUCAAGAAGAAGAAGAACGUCAUCCAGAGUGUACUCCAGGCCAUCCGUAAGACCAUCUGUGACUGGGAGACGGGCAGAGAGCCACAUAAUGACCCAGCGCUGCGGGGCGAGAAGGACCCUAAAGGAGGAUUUGACAUAAAAGUUCCUCGUCGUGCUGUUGGACCCUCAAGCACUCAACUGUAUAUGGUGAGGACAAUGCUGGAGUCUCUGAUUGCUGAUAAGAGCGGCGCUAAGAAAACUCUACGCAGCAGUCUGGAGGGGCCCACCAUCCUGGACAUUGAGAAAUUCCAUCGCGAGUCCUUUUUCUACACUCACCUGCUCAACUUCAGUGAGACGCUGCAGCAGUGCUGUGAUUUGUCCCAGCUCUGGUUUCGUGAGUUCUUCCUGGAGCUUACAAUGGGCCGCCGCAUCCAGUUCCCCAUUGAGAUGUCCGUGCCCUGGAUUCUCACCGACCACAUUCUGGAGACUAAAGAGGCCUCUAUGAUGGAGUAUGUGUUGUAUUCACUGGACCUGUACAACGACAGCGCACACUAUGCUCUCACAAAGUUUAAAAAGCAGUUCCUUUAUGAUGAGAUUGAGGCAGAAGUGAACCUCUGCUUUGACCAGUUUGUCUACAAGCUUGCAGAUCAAAUUUUCGCCUACUACAAGAUUCUUGCCGGAAGUCUUCUUCUGGAUAAAAGGCUAAGAGCUGAAUGUAAGAAUCAGGGUGCCAACAUUCCAUGGCCUUCCUCCAACCGUUAUGAGACACUGCUCAAACAGAGGCAUGUCCAGCUCCUGGGUCGAUCAAUCGACUUGAACCGCCUGAUCACACAGCGAGUAUCUUCUGCGCUUUACAAAUCCCUAGAGCUGGCCAUCAACCGCUUUGAGAGCGAGGACCUUACCUCCAUUGUGGAGUUGGAGGGUUUGCUGGAUAUCAACAGGUUGACCCAUAAGCUCCUCAGUAUGUAUUUGACACUGGACAGCAUGGAUGCCAUGUUCCGCGAGGCAAACCACAAUGUGUCCGCACCCUAUGGCAGAAUCACUCUGCAUGUCUUCUGGGAACUCAACUAUGACUUCUUGCCCAACUACUGUUACAAUGGCUCCACGAACAGGUUUGUUCGCACUGUGUUGCAGUUUUCACAAGAGUUCCAGAGAGACAAACCUCCCAAUGCCCAGCCUCAUUACCUGUACGGCUCAAAGGCCAUGAAUUUGGCUUACAGUAGUGUAUACAGCCUCUACCGGAACUUCCUGGGACCCCCACAUAUCAAGGCUAUUUGUAGACUGCUGGGAUAUCAAGGCAUCGCAGUGGUGAUGGAAGAGCUGUUAAAGGUUGUCAAGAGCCUGCUUCAAGGCACCAUCCUGCAGUAUGUGAAGACCCUUAUGGAAGUGAUGCCCAAGAUCUGCCGUCUGCCUCGCCACGAGUAUGGCUCACCAGGUAUUCUGGAGUUCUUCCACCACCAGUUGAAGGACAUUGUGGAGUAUGCUGAGCUUAAGACUGUGUGCUUCCAGAACCUAAGGGAGGUUGGAAACGCUGUCCUCUUCUGCCUACUUAGUGAACAGAGCUUGUCUCAAGAAGAAGUAUGUGACUUGCUUCAUGCAGCACCCUUCCAGAACAUCUUGCCAAGAGUUCAUGUUAAAGAGGGUGAGCGACUGGAUGCAAAGAUGAAGCGGUUGGAGGCCAAAUACACAGCGCUGCAUUUGGUGCCUCUAAUUGAGCGUCUGGGAACCCCACAGCAAAUUGCCAUCGCUCGUGAAGGUGACCUUCUGACCAAAGAGAGGCUGUGCUGUGGUCUCUCUAUGUUUGAGGUCAUCCUGACUCGCAUACGCGGUUAUCUGGACGACCCUAUCUGGCGUGGCCCAUUGCCCAGCAACGGUGUAAUGCACGUGGAUGAGUGCGUGGAGUUUCACAGGUUGUGGAGUGCCAUGCAGUUUGUGUACUGCAUUCCAGUGGGAGCACACGAGUUCACUGUCGAGCAAUGUUUUGGAGAUGGACUGAAUUGGGCCGGUUGCAUGAUUAUCUCGCUACUGAGUCAGCACAGACGCUUUGAUAUCCUCGACUUCAGCUAUCAUCUCCUCAAGGUUCAGAAACACGAUGGCAAGGAUGAGAUCAUCAAGAGUGUGACUCUAAAGAAAAUGGUUGACCGAAUUCGCAAGUUCCAGAUUCUUAAUGAUGAAAUUUUUGCCAUUUUGAACAAGUAUCUGAAGUCUGGGGACGGAGAGAACAUGCCAGUAGAACAUGUGCGAUGCUUCCAGCCACCCAUCCAUCAGUCACUGGCCAGCAACUGAGAUUACAGUAUAUUUGCACCCGAGGAAAUUAUCAUGAUUUUGGGGAACAUAUUUAGCAACCUGUGUUUAGUUUCUAGGACCAGAUUCACCGUCACAUUCUACUUAUGGAGCCACCAGCAUUCACAGAGCCAGUAAGCUGCCUUGUGAUCUGUCGCAUGAUUUGGUAUGUACCAAUCAUUUGUAACUUUAUGGGUUUUGCACAUAUAUCAGUUUUUGGUCAAUCAGCUGAUGUCAACAGAAGUGGCCCGGUUUCACUUAGUGUAUUUCAGGUUGAUUUUUGUACACACACGUGCCUUAUUAUAGACUUUGUCUUUUAUAUGUUAAUGAUAGAACAGUGCAUUUUCAUGUUUUAUACUUGGGGAAAGUUGGGAUGAGGGUAUGAAAAUGGCCAAAUGGGUUUUAUUAAUUGAUUAUUUAAUAUUUUGCUGUGGCGUGAAACCAGCGCAUUUAUUUUCUAUUUGGUGUUUUUGAACGAUUGCAUGCUAGAUUUUCUUCUUCCAUAACAUAAAUAUGUUCUUACUCUUGAUAAACGUGCCUUUUUUUUUUAUUUGAAUUAUGUAAUCAAAUUUGAAUUCAAUAAAUAUGUAUCAAAUCCUGUUUUCUUCAAGAUUUCUUCACAAAUAAAUAAACAGGUUCA